Molecule: messenger RNA, 3270 nt
Organism: Megalops cyprinoides (Indo-Pacific tarpon)
Lineage: Eukaryota; Metazoa; Chordata; Actinopteri; Elopiformes; Megalopidae
Product: pre-B-cell leukemia transcription factor 1-like
Exons: 8
Coding region: 1166-2197 (343 amino acids)
Biological process (GO): animal organ morphogenesis; brain development; regulation of transcription by RNA polymerase II
Cellular component (GO): nucleus
Molecular function (GO): DNA-binding transcription factor activity, RNA polymerase II-specific; RNA polymerase II cis-regulatory region sequence-specific DNA binding
Source: RefSeq, a predicted model, not a curated record
GGGAGUGGGAGAACGGAGAGGGAGAGCGACGGAUACGGAGAGAAGCACGAGAAAGAAAGAAAGAGCAAGAAAGAAAGGGAAGAAAAAACGAAGCAGGCUGACCAGCGCAAGCGGGUUUGCCGUGGCUUGCUGGUCGGACGGAGCGGAGCCUAGUUUUCGACACUGAAGCGUUUUAAGCCACUUCCGUUCUGUCUCGUAUCAUAUUUAAUCGUCGUAAAAACCGUCCUGCACUCCUGCUUAGUUAGCUGGCUAGCUGGCUAAUAUACGUGGAGGGAAGAGAAGCCCACGACACACUGAGGAUCCUGGCGCCCCGGCCUGGCUUUUAGUGUCGAGGAAGUGAGAACACAGCCAGCUAUAGCAUUUGAAGCGCUUUUGGUGCAUUUCACUCGGUUCUCUCUGCCUAGUUUACAAGCUAGCCUUCCAUAUAGAUCUCUUACAGAUGGGCAGCUGGCUCGCUUAAUUAAUUUGUCGCGUUUUUAUCUAAACAUGCAUUCGAUAUACUUAUAGGAGACAACUAUUUCCCUAAUCGGAUACGGCUUGCAAAUAAAUUGGCUUUGUCUGUCUAGUGUUUCGUACCUUUCAAAAGCGCCGGAUCGUCGGAGUUGGUUUUGUUUAAAAAAUAAAAAAGAGGAGCACUCCUAUUACCGCGAGUAUUACCGGACGAUGCAUUGAUUUCUGUUGUUGACAUCUCAGUUUUUCAAAACAAUGCACUCGUGUAAGAAGCCACUCUGAACCUUCUUGUUAUUGUUUCGUAUACAGACGCGUCUGUGUAGUUAUUUUGUUUGUAGUUGUUUUCGAUCUCGUUUAAUUUCUAAUGCAUUCUUUUUCUGCGCGGUGCCUCGGAUUUCAUUCCCCUGCAAAAAGACGUUUAAGGAGAGAGUCGCUUUGUACUCGCUGUCCAGUUAUCUAGCUACAGAGCGAGCAAGCUCGCGGGUGUUUUCGCGUGAUUUAUUUUUGAACAGGUAGACUUUAAUUGAAAUAGUCUUUCCCUUGAAGAGGUUGGCGCGCAGGACGUUGUAUUUAUCCAGCUAACUUGUUUUUUUUUAUUGUUUUGGUGACGGCCGAGGUGUGCUAUCUUUUGGUGGGUUUUUUUUCCACUGUCUCUAGCUAGAUAAUUGUCCAAACUCGGUUGUGUUCGAAGACGGCGAGGUUUUUUUUUUAAACUAUGGAUGAACAGACCCGUAUGAUGACGGGUCUCGUCGGAAUCGGCGGAUUAUCGCAGCCCGACGUGGGCGACCCGGACUCGGUUCGGAAGCAGCAGUCCCUCGGACAGCCGCAACAGGACAUCGGGGAUAUUCUCCAGCAGAUCAUGGCUAUCACGGACGAGAGCCUCGAUGAAGCACAGGCCAGGAAGCACGCCCUGAACUGCCACAGAAUGAAGCCGGCCCUCUUCAGUGUCCUGUGUGAGAUCAAGGAAAAGACAGUGCUGAGUAUCCGUGGGGUGCAGGAGGAGGACCCCCCCGACCCCCAGAUCAUGCGGCUGGACAACAUGCUGCUGGCAGAGGGCGUGUCUGGCCCGGAGAAGGGCGGGGGCUCCGCGGCGGCGGCGGCAGCGGCAGCGGCAGCAGGGGGGUCACCAAACGACGGCAGCAUCGAGCACUCAGACUACAGAGCCAAACUUGCCCAGAUCCGGCAGAUAUACCACUCCGAGCUGGAGAAAUACGAGCAGGCCUGCAGCGAGUUCACCAACCACGUGAUGAACCUGCUGAGGGAGCAGUCUCGAACCCGGCCCAUCUCGCCCAAGGAGAUCGAGCGCAUGGUGGCCAUCAUCCACCGCAAGUUCAGCUCCAUCCAGAUGCAGCUGAAGCAGAGCACCUGCGAGGCCGUCAUGAUCCUGCGCUCCAGAUUCCUCGACGCCAGACGCAAGCGGCGUAACUUCAACAAGCAGGCCACGGAAGUGCUGAAUGAGUACUUCUACUCCCACCUGUCCAACCCCUACCCCAGCGAAGAGGCCAAGGAGGAGCUGGCCAAGAAGUGCGCCAUCACCGUCUCUCAGGUCUCCAACUGGUUCGGCAACAAGAGGAUCCGCUACAAGAAGAACAUCGGUAAGUUCCAGGAGGAAGCCAACCUGUACGCAGUCAAAACCGCGGUGGACGCAGCCAACGUUUCUGCUCAGGCCAGCCAGGCAAACUCUCCCGCCACGCCCAACUCAGGCGGGUACCCUGCACCAUGCUACACACCUGACGGGCGGUUAUGAGGAGCUGUGAGCGAGAGUCCCGCGCCCCCCCCACACUGUCUGGACACAGCAGGGUGGUACCGCUACCCCCCUCCCCAUCUCCUCCCUCGAUGCUCCCAGCAGCCCUCCACUCUGACACCACUUGAGACCCAUCACCAAAAAAAACCCACUGACCCACCCAGUACCCCACCAACCCACCUACCCUCAGACUCACACCAAACCCUCCCCCCCAAGAAGGCAGAACAGUUGCACACACGCACACGGUCAGCAGCUUGCACAGAAUUCCAAGCGAAGAUUGGACAGGAAAACAGGAAGUCCCUCCCCCCACCCCUCAGCAGGAAGUUGAAGAGACUGAAUGCGGAUGAAGGCCUGUCCUCUGAUUGGCUGAAAGUGGGGCGACACGACACCUCGAACGUCUGGGACGAACUCGCAAGGACACACCCACGUGUCUCUCAAGUGUUUACACUCGGUCCUUCCACAUUGUAGUGUUCCCGUUCCCUGAUAUGGAGCUGCUGUUUGACAGACACCUUAUCAAUCACUGCCCUGAGUGUACAGAGGGAAGGUCAGCUUGGCGCGUGUGAAUGCGUGCGUCUGUGAGUGUGUGCGCGUGUGUGCGCUUGUGUAUGUAUGAGUUUGUUUGUGUGAGAAUGUAUGUACGCCUGAGCAUAUUUCAUUACUUUCAUCUGUGAUACCGGUUCCUUUUCUGCCACACUUACGCACAAACACACACACACACACACACACACACACACACUUAUCUUUUGGUCAGUGUGAGGACUCAAGCGCUGUUUCCAUGGCGACAUGCUUCUGAUCUCACCGUUUCCAUGGAGAUGCCAUUGUCGUCCUGCUUGUACCAAAGGGAUGGCGCAGUGCUUUCUUCAGCCCACCGUUUUACACACACACACACACAAAUGCAAACACACAUGCUCACAAACACACAGACACACACAGUCAUGCAAACACACACAGACACACCCAUAUUCACUGCAAUGGAAACACAUGUGUGUCCCCUGUUUCCGUGUCUGACAGACAGGUACACAAACACCUUCUGCGCAGACACACAGGUGGCUGCCUCUCUGUGUGCUCAUACCUAC